Messenger RNA from Grus americana (Whooping crane), 417 nucleotides. It is a transcript of the gene MRPS21, whose product is annotated as mitochondrial ribosomal protein S21. Gene Ontology annotation, biological process: translation. The transcript is spliced from 3 exons. The record is from RefSeq and is a predicted model, not a curated record. Gene Ontology annotation, molecular function: structural constituent of ribosome. Gene Ontology annotation, cellular component: ribosome. The coding region runs from base 94 to 357 and encodes 87 amino acids. NCBI's taxonomy places the organism in Eukaryota, Metazoa, Chordata, Aves, Gruiformes, Gruidae.
GUUCCGGGGCGGUGAGCGGAGCGGCCGCGGUUCCUCCGGGGGGUCCCGCUGCGAUCGCGGUACCGGGGAGGGGGAGAGAGAGCGGCUGCCGCCAUGGCGAACCACCUCCGGUUUGUGGGCCGCACCGUCAUGGUCCAGAACGGCAACGUGGACGCGGCCUACAGCGCUCUCAACAGGAUCCUCUCGCACGACGGCCUGGUGGAGGCGGUGCGACAGCGACGGUACUACGAGAAGCCGUGUCGACGGCGACAGCGCCUGGCCUACGAGGCGUGCCGGCGGGUCUACAACGCCGAGAUGGGGCGGAAGAUCGCUUUCCUGGCGCGGGGCAGCCGCCAUGACCCCUGGCUGGGCUGCUAGAGAGGGGGGGGGAGAAACCGCACCACCUCCUCCAGUGUCAAUAAAAACCCCUCCGCUGAA